This is a messenger RNA of Ichthyophthirius multifiliis, 191 nucleotides long. RefSeq lists its product as hypothetical. The transcript has a single exon. NCBI's taxonomy places the organism in Eukaryota, Ciliophora, Oligohymenophorea, Hymenostomatida. The annotation marks the transcript as partial. The record is from RefSeq and is a predicted model, not a curated record.
AUGUAUGUACAAAAUGUUCAUCAGAAUGCAAAACAUGUAAAUUCUAAGCAAAUAAUUGUCUCUCCUGUAUUUUUCCUUAAAGACUAAGAGGAAGAAAAUGUGUAUAAAGUUGCCUUAUAAAUGAAUAUUUAUCUAGAAAAGAAGGAAGAUGUGAACUAUGCCCUUAAGGUUGCUCAAAAUGUACAGGAAAA